UAAGGCUUCACUGUGUUUUUGAUAUAUAUCUGAAUAUAUGAUUGUAUGAGGCAAAAUGUCCACUCAGUCAGCGCGGAGCAUUCGCCUCACACACAGCUCUCCGCAACAAGCCUUUCGAUUACUGGAAUUGACGCCUGAGAUUCUGGAAUUAAUAUCUUCUCCAAAUGCGCCGACUUUAUACCUCAAAUCCCCCGGCACCGACGACCCCUCCAUAACAACGACAGGCCCAGAGAACAAUGCAUACGUAAAUCUAUGCACGCCAACAAAAACAUUUCGAAUUCGUCAAGUCCAGUCCUCAAACUCGGUACAUGUGAUCAAACCGAGCGAUGGUCAGAAUGAAGUGAUUCCUUUACUCAAGAGACAUGGUGAUACCAACAAAGCAAUGAAUACACCAGAGACAGUAACAGCAAUAGCGAAAUGUGGCUCGACGUUGGAAUUGCAUGGAUUAGCUGAUGAUGAGAGUUUUGCUUCGGCGAAGAAUAUGCUUGCGCGGAUGUUGACGGUUUGGGGUGGAGAGACGAGUUUUAAUAAUGAUGACGAGGGAGACGUGGAUAUGGAUGACAGCGAACUGAGCACGAAGAGAAUGAUGACGGUUAAGAAAUCCGUUAUCGAUGAUCUUCCCUUUGCAGAUACGCAAUGCCGAAAGGCAUGGAUUGAGAUAUGUGCAUUCGUGCCUGACAAUUACAACGGAGAAGAUAGACCCGUUUUCCGGCCAUCUGCAACGGUCAGAUUAGAUAUAUGGAAGAGGAUAUUGGAAGGUUGCAUAUUGCAAAACAUCGAUAUGGAGAAACAGUUCCUUGUGCACGAUGUAUGGAAAGCUAUUUUGAGAGAUGUUGACGAUGAGAGUGAGGAAAGGAUUCCGCGGUCGUUGUUUGAUGCUAUUGUUAGAAGGCUUGCGGAGCAGAGUGGCGAUUUGGGGGAUGAGAAUGAUUCUAGAUUGAAGUGGUCAAACAUAGACAAGGAAGUUUGUAUCAAAUGGAUAGGCGAAACCUAUCUCGAAGCGACUGCACCAACUGAAAAACGUGCCAUAGGUCGAUCAGAGUUUCUAAACGCCUGGAAGGAUUUGUUACCGGAGACAUGGCGGGAUGAGACAUUGUUAAGCAAUCUACCGGAGGCUUCAUACAAGCAUCCAGACCCAGUAUCAAUACAUUUUGUGGCAGAGCCAGAGAGAGAAAAUGUCAAAAAGGAAGGCCAGGAUUCUGCAGGCAGCGGCGCCAAAGCAAAGAAUUCAAGGAAUUGGCAUGAACGAUUCAAAAGUCAGAGAAAGUGAUCUUUUCACCGCCCAAAUGCAUAAUGAUAUGUUGUUGCAACACAAUUUUCAAAGUCAUAAAGACCAACACGUUUAUAAUAAAUCAACACCAGCUAUACUUCUCAUUCCACACCCACUCCACCUCAUCUCCAAGUCCCUGACUAGCACCAUUCCAUUUCAAACUGCUGAUACUGCUGUCCUCACGAUGCACCACCUGGACAUUCUGAUCCAUCAACUUGGCCGCUUUCUCUACCAAAGGGGAUGGAUUCCAGAAAUCGACGCUUUUCAUCUUGAGCUUAUACGCCGCAUAUUGCGCUUGACGGAGGACAGCUGCAAUCGCUUCGAUUGUAGCCAGUUCCUCAGCUGGCGUCGAUGGCUCGUCAUAUAUCAAUCGCAAGAUGUAUAGAGUGUGACUAGUGGGGGAGUCGCCUACACUUCGAACCCACGAGCAGUAUAUGUGGUGAUGGUCAACACCAGCGCCUCGCACGGGUGGAUCCGCUUUCUCAAAGACGCCGACAUCUUCAUAAAACGCUUCACGCGCCCAGUGCCACACCAUAUGAUCAUAAUCCGGCGCAAUGGAUAUUUUGGCGCUGCUGGGAGACUUCUCAGAGACAACCUUGAGAAAGUUUCUAUUCUUCUUCUCGUUUAUUUCGCUGCACAUGGACUCACGAACAUCUUCGGCAGCCAACAUCUUUGCCUUGGGCAACUUUGCCGUUUCAAGAGACGUCUGAAACUGGCUGUCUGACAGCGGUGGCAGGGAGAUGUGAGAGGAUGGGAACGGCUUCCACCCAUACUUGGAAUAAUAAUUCUUGCCAAUGUCGGAGAAGAGCACAGAGAAUAUUCCUUGCUUCCGCGGCUGAUUUUCUGAUUGCCAAGUAUCCAGCUUCUUGGCCAAUUCUUCCAUCAUGCGUCCAGCAUACCCACGACCUCGAAACUCCGAGCGUGCAAACACACUUCCGACUCCAUGGCAUAUGAUAUCUUCUACUUUCCCUUUAUAUGCAAGAUACGCGGGCUUACGGUAUGUCUCGCAGGAACUCAGGAUCAAUCGCGAGUUUGGUUCCUGCCUGCGAUCCACGAGUAUCCAGCACGUGAGUGAUCCGUCCUUGGUGAGGUUUUGCUUCGAGAGUCGAGUCUCACGCUCAAUGUACUGGUCUAGCGUUAUUUGUCCCUUCCAGGCUUUGCUGUUUAGUCGUAGAGUCUCUAGAUGUUCCUCUGGGGUAGCUGGUACGAGCUCGAGGUAGGGCGAGUCUGCUUGGGGGAGGUCCUCGUUUUUGGGUGGAGCGACGGAGCCCAUGGUGGAGGUGUCAAUGCGUAGUAUAGAUAUAGCAAGAAUACUGACUCUUGUUCUGAGGAAUACAGUUUCUCAAUCAAUAAUAGCCGACAAACAAGUAGCGAACAAGUCGAAUUGAAUCGUUGAAGCAAGCGC
This is a messenger RNA of Talaromyces stipitatus ATCC 10500, 2675 nucleotides long. Its product is annotated as sister chromatid cohesion protein Dcc1, putative. NCBI's taxonomy places the organism in Eukaryota, Fungi, Ascomycota, Eurotiomycetes, Eurotiales, Trichocomaceae. The record is from RefSeq and is a predicted model, not a curated record. The transcript has 4 exons. The coding region runs from base 56 to 1270 and encodes 404 amino acids. Gene Ontology annotation, cellular component: chromosome, centromeric region; nucleus; chromatin. Gene Ontology annotation, biological process: maintenance of mitotic sister chromatid cohesion; mitotic sister chromatid cohesion.